CUCAGAAUGAAGCUGGCACUGCUCCUGAUCCUCUGCUGUUGCCUCAUCGGCAUGGCCCUUGGUGACGCGGUUGUGGUGACCAAGCCUCCGUUCAUUCGCAGUCGCUACAGCUUGCGUUGGAAGAAGACGACCUCUGUGGCGCCGGAGGUGGUCACUGCUUCCGGUGGAGCCAUCGUUCACACAGUCACCACCACCGACCAUCCCAAGCUGGCCACCUCCACGGCCAGUUCGGACUACGACUACUACGGCAAUGGGGAGACGGAGAAUGUGGUGCACAAGUAA
Molecule: messenger RNA, 282 nt
Organism: Drosophila santomea
Lineage: Eukaryota; Metazoa; Arthropoda; Insecta; Diptera; Drosophilidae
Exons: 2
Coding region: 7-282 (91 amino acids)
Source: RefSeq, a predicted model, not a curated record